Dacryopinax primogenitus is the source of this 2590-nucleotide messenger RNA. RefSeq names its product general substrate transporter. NCBI's taxonomy places the organism in Eukaryota, Fungi, Basidiomycota, Dacrymycetes, Dacrymycetales, Dacrymycetaceae. Bases 873 to 2537 code for a protein of 554 amino acids. The transcript is spliced from 6 exons. Gene Ontology annotation, cellular component: membrane. The record is from RefSeq and is a predicted model, not a curated record. Gene Ontology annotation, biological process: transmembrane transport; carbohydrate transport. Gene Ontology annotation, molecular function: carbohydrate:proton symporter activity.
GGCGAAGAAGCGCUCAACCAUGCAUAUGUGCCUGGCCUAGAAAUUUGUAUGCAACCACCCAGAUACGACGUGAGAGAGACGUGGGAGCACGAGAUGAUGGUCUCGGUUUCUCGGUCCGCCUUAAUUCUUCCCACCCAUGAGCAUCAAAGACGUGUUCAAGGUAUGGAACAAUCGAUGCGGAAAGAAUUGCUACUGCGGUUCGGAGGGCGGCGCGUUAUCGUCCCGAAUUGUGCGCCUGACUCAUGCAGUCUAAAUAGGAACUACCGGACCUCAACUCAUUCCAUCGUCGUCUAUCGUGGGAUUAAACAAUUGCCGGCGACUUGGCGACUUGCGUAGGCGAUGAAGCAGCUUCCAACCUCGUCCAACCUGGAUAACAUUGUAACUUGGUCCCGUGCGUUGCAGCUGCGCGACAGACGAUCGAGGACGAAUGAUAUGCGUGCCAAGACCAUCUGGGAUCCGGGCCGACUCCCCGGACAUAUUCACAAGGCUUCGCACAUGGAGACAGGCAUUCUUCAAUUGACCCCUAAAGGCAUCGGCAUGGGAUGAAGUCACCAUACACGUCCUUGGCACGCCUUUUUGGUCUGGGUUUCACCGGUGUUUCUCCCGUGUGCGGGGUUCCCCACAGGGUUCCCCGCACUUGCCGGCUUUGAUUCUAUCAGCCAACGUCGCAUCAUGGGCUCGCUGACACGCUUCAUGUUCCUGCCCGAAUCUCUGCACGCAUAGGAAUGUGCCUGUUUGCCUUGACGCUGGUUGCUUCUCUACAUCCGAGCCAGCACCAUAUAAAAGUCAUUUCGGCACGGCUAGGAUGGAGGUCCUGCUAGCGCUGCAAGCUCCUGCACUGCUCCACUUUCUUCAGGUCAGCCUCGCACACCAUGUCUUUAACACACCAGGACAAAACCGAAGAGGUCUACGUCGAGGAUUCGAAGACCCACGGCAACGAGAAAGGCUCCGACUCUCAUGAUCCCAAGAACCUCUUUCCCGCCAACAGGCGGAUGACUGCCGUCGAGAAGCAAGAGGCGCUGAGGCUUGCUGAGAUGGCCGAUCCAGGUAUUGAGACGUUCUCAUACCGUGGCUUCAUCCUCGCCCUCUACGUUCUUUGCGUCUGUUGCUGCUCUGGCGAUAACGGCAUGGACCCCACCGUGAUGAGUGCCAUCAAUUCCAUGACCCAAUUUCAGUCAUACUUUGGCAUCGCCUCUAGUGCUGGAGUUCCCAAAACAGGCAUCGUAUUCGGUAUUUAUACGAUUGGAAAUGUUUGUUCAGUCUUUCCGAAUGCGUACUUGCCCGACCGGAUUGGCCGCAGAUGGAGCAUGUUCGUCGGAAACCUUGUCCUCAUUCUUGGCGCUAUGUUGACCGCUAACGCAACGAGUAUGAGUAUGUUCAUGGCUGGUCGAUUUCUAACUGGUUUCGGAUGUACGUUUGCCGCGACGAGCGCCAAAUCCUACCUUGCCGAAAUCACCUCCCCUUCGAGCCGUGGUCGCUUCAUGGGUUUACUCAACUCUUUCUAUUAUGUCGGUCAAAUCGUCGCUUCAGGAAUCGCUGUUCCUACAGGAAGAUAUAACAAUGACUAUUCGUGGCGAGCCCCGCUCUUUGUGCAGGGUAUCCCGGCCAUCCUCAAUGUUGCGUUUGUCAUGUUCCUCCCCGAGUCACCCCGUUGGCUGUACUCUCGUGGUCACACGGACCGUGCGGCGCGUAUCCUCGCCGAUCUUCACUCUAAGGAGAGGGAUGUAAACUCGCCGUUGAUCCAGCUCGAACUACGCGAAAUCGAAGAAGUCAUUUCCCUCAAUGAUGCGACCAAACACUGGUGGGACUUCCGCCCUCUAUUCUUCACUGCAGCCUCCAGAUACCGCAUCUACCUGUGCAUCAUGGUCUCGGUAUGGGGUCAGCUCUCUGGCAAUGGUCUCAUCACCUACUAUCUCACUGUCCUACUCAACCAAGCCGGCAUCACCAGCCCCGAUCGGCAACGGGUACUCAACUUCGUCAACUCGAUUACUUCAUUCGUUGGUGCACUCAGUGGAACCGCUAUUGCGGACCAUGUCGGUCGCCGCUUCCUCAUGCUUUUCGGUUCAUGGUGUUGCGCCGCCGGUAUGAGUAUCGUCGCUGGUCUAUUGUCCAACACCGGUCCGCAGAGCGUCAUGCGCGCUAAUGCGGGCGUCAGCUUCAUUUUUUUGUUCAUGGUGUUCUUUUCAUUCGGUUGGACACCAAUCCAGGCGUUGUACCCCACCGAGGUGUUAUCUUUCGAGAUGCGGGCCAAGGGUCUUGCGUUCCAGACCCUCAUCACUCAGGGUGUUUCCUGCAUCAAUACCUUUGCCCUUCCUUCAGCGCUUGCGGCGCUCUCCUGGAAAACGUACAUCAUUUUCGCCUGUUGGGAUGUCGUUGGUAUCGUGACUGUGUGGUUCUUGGCUGUCGAAACCAAACAGCUUACAUUGGAAGAGAUGGACGCAGUGUUCGAGAGCGACCAUCCGCGCAAGUUUGCAGAUCAGAUGAGCAAAGAAGCACGGAAGAGGGUGAAAGAAGAUCGUGCGGCUAGGAACGCUUGAUGGCUGUUAGGUCCCUGAGGGUGAAGUCUGUGCUCAGGUUUAUGGGAUACUUG